Messenger RNA from Orussus abietinus, 1690 nucleotides. RefSeq lists its product as uncharacterized. The record is from RefSeq and is a predicted model, not a curated record. NCBI's taxonomy places the organism in Eukaryota, Metazoa, Arthropoda, Insecta, Hymenoptera, Orussidae. The coding region runs from base 165 to 1469 and encodes 434 amino acids. The transcript has 5 exons.
AGCUUUUGAUUGCCUAAUUUGAAUAUGAUUCUAUGUAUGAGUACUGUAAGCAUCUUAUUCAAUUGAGGCAAUUGACGCUCAAAGUGGGUUUUUGUGUUACUAUCUUCUUUAAAGGUUCUUAUUACCGUUCGCGUAAGAAAUCAGUAAGACUGUUAAUAUUUUAGAUGAAACCUUAUCAGUCACCUGAAAGACAGAGGUACAAUGAGAAAAUGAACAAAGACACGUCGCAGUUGGACAGCGUUAAUAAGCUAUUUACGGAGAAAACUUUGGAGGAAAUUCUGGAAAAGGCUACGGGAAAACCACGACCAAGGAUAUUAGGUUGGUCCUUUGGAGGAGGAUUUACCAAGGGUGAUAACUACUUAUCAACGGUAAACAGAAUCACUGUCAAGGGAAUCGUAGAGAACGAGGAAGUGGAAGUCAAGCUCGUCGUGAAGUCAUUGCCACAAAAUUUAGGAAGAAGGAAUACGUUCAGGAGCACAGAAUUCUUUUACAAUGAAAUCAUCUUUUAUGAAAAGAUAAUCCCAGAGUUUGAGAAGUUUGUCAAAUCUAAAGGCCAGGCUUAUUUAUUAUGUGUGCCUCGCUGUUUAGCAUCCCAUCUAGAUGGGCAGAACGACUAUAUUGCGCUUGAGGAUGUUAGUCCUUUGGGUUUUACUGCAAUUACUCGACAGAGCUGUCUGAAUUUUGAAGAAUGUAAAGCCAUUUUAGAAGCUCUUGCGAGGUUUCACUCGAUUUCUCUUGCGUACAAAAAUGAAAAGCCAGAUACGUUUAAAGAGAUAGCUCACCAAUUAAACGAAACUUAUUACCACUCACGGCUGUGGUAUUGGUAUGAGAAAUUUCAUAGCGUGUUGGUAAGAAUUGCCAAAGAUGCAGUGCAUAAAGAAUAUCCCGGAAGUAAAGUCGAGAAGCGAUUUAACGAGUACACGUCUGAACAGCUUUUUCUUCGAAGUGUAGAGCUCUGCGGACGAAUCGAUGCACCAACUUCUGUAAUCAGUCAAGGAGAUUCUUGGGGUCCAAAUUUUUUGAUAAGAAAGACUCCAGAGAACACGCAAGAGGUUCUAAUGUUGGAUUUCCAACUGGCGCGAUGCGCAAGUCCCGUUCUUGACAUUUCAUUCUUCAUUUAUUCGUGUACUGAUAAGAAUUUGCGGGAUGAGCACUUUGACGAUUUAUUAGAAGUGUAUCAUGCCGAGCUUACAAAGUCAAUUACCUUGCUUGGCUCAAAUCCUGCGACGAUUUACCCAACAAGUAUUUUUCUGCAGGAGGUGAAAGAGCAAUUUAUCCAUGGUUUUACUUUUGCCUUGGAAUCUGUAACUUUUGGUGUAUUGGACGAGACUUUCGAUUUAGAUGUCAUCGCUGGUGAUAAGAGGAUUGACAUAGCCGAUGUGUGGAAGUUAUCUAACAUUAAAUCGCAAGAAGGUAGACAGCGCCUUUCUGAUGUAAUUCUUCACGCGGUGGAGCGAGAAUUUAUAUGAUAUGAAUUCUAGUUAAUUUACACUUGGGUGAAUCCAGAUAUAAAAUGUAAUAAAUUAAGUAAAUAAUUUUUAAACUUAUCCUGAGAAGGAUAACAUCGGACAUUCGCUAAACGAGAAUUGCAAAUGAAAUAAUUGAUAAAUAUUAUCAUUUUUUAAGAAUAAGUUAUGGAAUUACCGUUUAUAAGUAACAAUUUUAUAAUGUAUUACAUACUUGUUAGAUG